ACUGUAACUAUUCAACCAGCAUCUGCUUUUCAAAGGCAUGGCGGAGGAGCGCAGGCCAAAGCAGAACUCUGUGGUUCUGCCGACUGAGUCGAUGAAGGCCAUGGCGGAGUCAGUGGGAGUGAGCCAGCUGCAGGAGGACAGCUGUGUCGCCCUGAGUGAGGAGGUCAGCUACCGCAUCAAAGAGAUCGCACAGGAUGCUCUGAAGUUCAUGCAUCAUGGGAAAAGACGAAAGCUGACAACCAGCGAUAUUGACCACGCCCUGAAAAUGAAGAAUGUGGAGCCCCUGUAUGGAUUCCAGUCACAGGAGUUCAUUCCGUUCCGUUUUGCCAGUGGGGGGGGCAGGGAGCUGCAUUUCUAUGAGGAAAAGGAAGUAGACCUGAGUGACAUCAUCAACACGCCCCUCCCCCGUGUCCCUCUGGAUGUGUCACUCAAAGCUCACUGGUUGAGUAUUGAAGGAGUGCAGCCUGCCAUACCAGAGAACCCUCCCCCAGCCUCCAAAGAGCAGCAGAAACUGGAGUCCACAGAGCCACUCAAAGCAGUCAAGCCUGGACAGGAAGAGGAGGGGUCAAUUCAGAACAAGGGUCAGGGAGCCACCUCUGCAGAAGUCAAAGGGAAGGAGAAGCCUUUGAUGCGGAUGAAGCCACGCAGCACUCAUGAGCUCUCUGUGGAGCAGCAGCUCUACUAUAAAGAGAUCACAGAGGCCUGUGUGGGCUCCUGCGAAGCCAAGAGAGCUGAGGCGCUCCAGAGCAUAGCCACAGACCCAGGCCUGUACCAGAUGCUUCCACGAUUCAGCACAUUUAUCUCAGAGGGCGUUCGGGUGAAUGUUGUGCAGAAUAAUUUGGCUCUGUUGAUCUAUUUAAUGAGGAUGGUUAAAGCUCUGAUGGAUAACCCAACACUUUACUUAGAGAAAUAUCUGCAUGAGUUGAUCCCGGCCGUGGUGACGUGUAUAGUGAGUAAACAGCUGUGUCUCAGGCCUGAUGUGGAUAAUCACUGGGCCCUCAGAGACUUCGCUGCCAGACUGAUGGCCCAGAGCUGCAAAACCUUCAGUACCACUACCAACAACAUCCAGUCUCGCAUCACCAAAACCUUCACCAAGAGCUGGUUGGAUGAGAAGACUCAGUGGACCACGCGUUACGGCUGUAUCGCUGGACUGGCAGAACUUGGCCCAGAUGUUAUAAAGACGUUGAUAAUUCCACGGCUGCCGGUGGAAGGUGCCCGUAUUAAAGCGGUGAUGGAGGGGCCAGUGGUGUCCAACAUCGAUAAGAUCGGAGCAGAGCAUGUCCAGAGCCUGCUCCUGAAACACUGUGCAAGUGUGAUAGCCAAAACGCGGCCUGUGCCUGAUGUGGUGGAUCAGUACCGGACCGAUUACGGGUACCUCGGGCCCAUGCUGUGUUCACACGUGGUCAAGGCCCGAGCACAGGCUGCACUGCAGGCCCAACAAGUCAACAGAACCACUCUGACCAUCACUCAGCCAAGGCCCACUUUGACAGGGUCUCAGAGUGGUUUGGGGGGGUCCACGGGGUCUCGCACUCCCAGCAUCAUCAAAGUGCCAAGUUCCCUCACCCUUAUGUCCACACGCCCGGGAACGCCCACUCAGCCGUCACCUCCGGCCACCAAGUACAUCGUCAUGGCAACCAGCGCUGGUGCCGCUUCCACCCAGCAGGUGAUCACACUCAGCUCCUCACAGUCUGGCUCUCCAGUCACCACUACAGUUCCCAGCACACCCACCUCUCUGCAGCCGCUGGUCAAACUGGAGUCAGGGGGUGCAGGGACAGUGGCCGGUUCACGCCCACUCCAGAAAUACAUCGUCGUAUCUCUGCCUUCAUCAUCGUCAUCAUCAUCAUCAUCAACAUCCCUGGAGAAUAAAGGCGUGCUUCCCCCCUCUACCUCACCCAUCACCAUGGAAACUGGCGUCAAGAUUGAACGCUCUGAAUCUCCAGCAGCAAGCACACAGUCCCCACACUGAUAGGAUCAAACA
Messenger RNA from Chanos chanos (milkfish), 1978 nucleotides. It is a transcript of the gene taf6, whose product is annotated as TAF6 RNA polymerase II, TATA box binding protein (TBP)-associated factor. Gene Ontology annotation, biological process: transcription initiation at RNA polymerase II promoter; RNA polymerase II preinitiation complex assembly. Lineage: Eukaryota; Metazoa; Chordata; Actinopteri; Gonorynchiformes; Chanidae. The coding region runs from base 38 to 1966 and encodes 642 amino acids. The record is from RefSeq and is a predicted model, not a curated record. Gene Ontology annotation, cellular component: SAGA complex; SLIK (SAGA-like) complex; transcription factor TFIID complex. The transcript has 15 exons. Gene Ontology annotation, molecular function: transcription coactivator activity; RNA polymerase II general transcription initiation factor activity; protein heterodimerization activity.